AUGAAGUUCGGACGCACCAUCAAGACUUCGCUUUAUGCAGAAUGGUCGGACAAGUACCUCCAGUACUCGGAGCUCAAAAAGGAGAUCAAGAAUCGCAUGUCCAAAAACAAUGGCGUCUGGACCGAUAAGGACGAAGACGACUUCGUCGCCAUCCUCAGCAAAGAGCUCGACAAGGUCUACAACUUCCAGAAGGUCAAGGUUUCGGAGCUGACCGAGCGCAUCAAGCAGGCCCAGUCCGAAGUCAACCUCCUCGUCUCCUCGCGUCCCAACUCCUCCACCUCACUCCCAUCUCGCGCCAACUCUCGCCCCUCCUCGCAUGCAGGUUCCGAAGCCGAAGGCGACGACGAUGCGCCACGCAAACGCAGAAGCCUCUACGCUGCACACGAUGCUGGCUCCGACGACGAAUUUGACACCGACACGGAAGACAGCGACGCCUACGAGGAGCGCUUCCUAGAGCUCGAGGAACGUCUUGCCAUCAUCAUUGCAGACGUGCACGACCUCGCUCUGUUCACCAAACUCAACUACACUGGAUUCCACAAGAUUGUCAAGAAGCACGACAAACAGACCGGCCGUCUUCUGCGAAAGGAGUUCGUGCAGCACUACCUCUCCUCGCGUCCUUUCUACAAGGAGAACUACGACCAGCUCAUCGUGAAGCUCUCCAAACUCUUUGACCUCGUCCGCACCCGCGGCAACCCGGUCCAGGGCGACUCGAGUGCCGGAGGAAGUCAAUCUGCUUUCGUCCGUCAGACCACCAAGUACUGGGUUCACCCGGACAACAUUGUACCGCUCAAGCUCAUCAUCCUCAAGCAUCUUCCCGUGCUCGUCUUCAACGCCGACAAGGAGUUCCAACAGGAGGACCAGGCGAUCACAUCCAUCUAUUACGACAACGAAGAUCUCGAACUCUACCUCGGCCGUCUCGAAAAGACCGAGGGUGCUGAGGCGAUCCGUCUGCGUUGGUACGGAGGUAUGGACAACAAGCAGAUCUUCGUCGAGCGAAAGACGCAUCGCGAGGACUGGACCGGUGAAAAGUCGGUCAAGGCGCGUUUCCCCAUCAAGGAGGAGAACGUCAAUGCCUGGAUGCGAGGCGAUUACACCAUGGACGAAACCUUCGAGGCGCUGCGCAAGAAGGGCAAGAAGUCGGACAAGGAGAUCGACUCGAUGCUCCAGCUCGCCAACGAAGUGCAGUACUCGGUGCUGACGCAGAAGUUGCAGCCCGUCAUGCGCAGUUUCUACAACCGUACCGCAUUCCAGCUUCCUGGUGAUGCUCGCGUCCGUAUCUCGCUCGACACCGAGUUGUCGCUCGUGCGCGAGGACAACUGGGAUGGCCGUCAGCGUGCAGGUAACAACUGGAGGCGCAUGGACAUCGGCAUCGACUACCCCUUCGAGCAGCUGCCCGCCGAGGAUAUCGAGCGCUUCCCUUACGGCGUCCUCGAGGUCAAGUUGCAGACCCAGCUGGGUCAGGAGCCUCCUCAAUGGAUCCGUGAUCUGGUUUCGAGUCACCUGGUCGAGGCCGUGCCCAAGUUCUCUAAGUUCAUUCACGGAUGUGCCACGCUUCUGCCCAACCGCGUCGACCUGGUACCCUUCUGGCUUCCGCAGAUGGACAUCGACAUCCGCAAGCCGCCCUCCAACAACCUCGCCAUCGAGCGUCCCAGCUCCAUGACCCACAGUCCGGCCGGAUCGUCGCGGCCCGACACCCCCGCCUCGAGGAACGGACACACGCCCUACAAUGAGCCGGUUUCGGAGGACGAAUUUGAGGGCGCUGACGAUGACGAUCGCGGUCACGCGAUGGCAGACGAGUCGCGCGAAGCCGACAACGCCGGCAUCUCAGCCUUUGACCCGCGCAUCCGAGAAGCGCGGGAGGAAAGAGAGCGCAACAUUCGAUUGCGUCAGCAGGAACUCGAGAAGCAAUUGGCGGAGAACCCGGAUCAGACUUCCAGCACGGCAGGCGGCAUGCUCGCCGUUGCCUCGGCCUCGGUGGCCAAUGAUCGACGACCGUCAAAGUCCAAGGCUGUCGCACCUACCCGCGAAGAGAUCCUCGCACCUUCGCAUCGUUACGACCAUCACUUUUUCUCCAAGCUAACGCCGAAGAACAUCCAGCGUCUGUGGAAGACGAAAGGCUCUUCGCACGAACACGCCGAUGGGCACCACACUGGUGACGAGGCGGACGAGGAUGACGACGAGGACGAUCCGGUACGACGCGCGCUCGAGGGCCAAGACGAAGAAGUGCCGCGCGGACCCAACGUCGAGUACGUUCGCGAUUUCCACGCGCAACCCGGCAAAAAGGUCAGCGUACCCAUCCGCAUCGAACCCAAGGUGUACUUUGCCAACGAACGAACCUUCCUCAAGUGGCUCGAGUUCAACGUCUACCUCUCGGCUCUUGCCAUCGGUCUGCUCAACUUUAGCAGCCCUGGCGAUCGUACCGGCUUGAUCGCAAGCUCCUUCUUCACCAUCGUUGCGCUGGUGGGCAUCGCCUACUCCGGCGUGAUCUUCGUCAUCAGAGCGCUGAAGAUCAGGCAGAGGGAAAGCAGCAACGUCUACUUUGACGCGUACGGUCCGAGCAUUCUCUGCGCGGCGAUCUUGAGCGCCGUGGUGGUCAACUUUGUGCUCAGGUUUAUGGAGAGUCAUGAGAAGAGGGUGGGGAGGGGCGUGCUGAAUUGA
This is a messenger RNA of Pseudozyma hubeiensis SY62, 2658 nucleotides long. RefSeq lists its product as hypothetical. Gene Ontology annotation, cellular component: fungal-type vacuole membrane; vacuolar transporter chaperone complex. Bases 1 to 2658 code for a protein of 885 amino acids. The transcript has a single exon. NCBI's taxonomy places the organism in Eukaryota, Fungi, Basidiomycota, Ustilaginomycetes, Ustilaginales, Ustilaginaceae. The record is from RefSeq and is a predicted model, not a curated record.